ACAAUAUCAAAAGGUAAGGGCAAAUGUCUCUGUUCCAGGUUGCAGUUCACUGCAGAGCAUAUAAAUACCUGGAUAUAGAUGUCAUGAAGUCAUAUGUCAAGAUACCACAUCAGCCUUGAAGAAGGCAACAGCCGAUAUGACAUAUAAAAGACCAACAUCUCCAUCGAUAGCCAUAAGUUCCUUACUGAAGCUCCUGGGCAGACUGCGCUUUCUGUUCAUCUGCAGAACAGAGGUAACAAAAGCCGAGAUGCUGCGUCUUGUGUCGGUGUUGGUGUGUCUGGGCGCCCUGGAGGCGGCCGUGGUGGCCGUGCCGCACGUGCAGCUGGACGUGCCGCACGUGCCGGCCCCCGUGCAGCCCGUGAUCGGCGCCGUUCUGGAGCAGAGGAAGGCCGCCGAGCCAGCCCCCGUCUCCCUGCCGCUCACCAAGGUGGAGGCUGAUGGCCAGCGGUACUUCCUCGGGGAGAUGUCGGUGGGCACGCCCGGCCAGGCCAUGACAGUGGCCGUGGACAUCACCUUCCCGCUCUCGUACGUUCCCUCCAUCAACUGCAGCGACCAGUUCUGCACGGACCACAAGCAAUACGACUCGGCCGCCUCCUCCACCUACGAGGCGGACGGCACUCCGUUCGAGUUGUCGCUGGGACAGAACGUCAGCGGCGUGAUCUCCAAGGACGCCAUCAGCGUGGCGGGGGCCACCGUCAGCGGCCAGGCGUUCGGAGAGGCCACGGCCGUCUGGAACAGCUACGCACUGAGGGCGCCCAACGACGGCGUGCUCGCACUGGGCUUCGGCUUCAGCGUCAGCCAGGAGGGCGCGACCACGAUCAUGGGGUCGAUGAUCGAGCAGGGUCUGAUCGGCCAGUGGCUGGCCGGAAUCUGGCUGGGCCGCGGCGACGCCGGAGGUGAGCUGACCCUGGGCGGUCUCAACGACGACCGCCGCAGCGGUGAGCUGGCCUGGGCGCCCGUCACCUUCAACGAGGAGCACCAGAGCUGGAUGGCCUCUGUGGAGAGCCUCGCUGUCGGAGAGACCAGCAUCUGCUCGGAGAACUGCUUCGUCACCGCGCUGAGCACCACGCCCUACUUCUUCAUGUCCAUGGAUGCGGCCAAGGCGGUCAACGACGCUCUGGGCGGCUUCGACAUCGGCGCGCCGGGCGUGGCCGGCCUGGACUGCAGCACCCUGUACACGCUGCCGACUCUGGAGAUUGAGGCGGCCGGACGCACCCUGGAGAUGAGUCCCCUCGAGUACACCUACAUCUACACUUUGGGAGGUGGUGUGCAGAUGUGCCUCUCGGGCUUUGUCGGUCUGCCUGACUUUGACGACAAUGUGACCGUGCUGGGCUCCCUGUUCAUGCAGAAGUUCUACACCGCUUACGACAUGGAUAACAUGCGCGUGGGCUUUGCUGACAGCGCUUAAUGCGUUGUUACUCAAAUGGUUAAGGCGUGAGAGAGAGGAGAUCUUUGGAUCUCCUAAGGAUUGGUGAAAGAGAUGUCUAUAGGUAAUUGUGUUUUCUCUACUUGUGUCUUUUUAAUACACAUGUGUCGCUGCAGUUA
This is a messenger RNA of Amphibalanus amphitrite, 1545 nucleotides long. RefSeq names its product cathepsin D-like. NCBI's taxonomy places the organism in Eukaryota, Metazoa, Arthropoda, Thecostraca, Balanomorpha, Balanidae. Bases 137 to 1408 code for a protein of 423 amino acids. Gene Ontology annotation, biological process: proteolysis. The record is from RefSeq and is a predicted model, not a curated record. Gene Ontology annotation, molecular function: aspartic-type endopeptidase activity. The transcript is spliced from 5 exons.